AUGAGCAAGAGAGAAACUUCAUCUGACAUAUUGUCAGGUGGUCUGUCAAGAAACCCAAGUUGUUCUACCUUUCCUGCCGUUAGCCAUGUGUCAGUAUCAACAGCUGUAACUGCAGGCCAAAUAGCAAAGUCCUGGAAGCUUAGAGCUAAUGGGGGCAAUGUGGUCAAAACACAGUCAAUUUCCUCGACAAAAGGAAACAAUGAAGGGGAAGAGCUAGAAGGACAAAUUGCACAAGAGAAUCUUAUGAAGUUGCAGAGGAUUUUUGAGGAGGCUGAUGAAGAUGGUGGAGGUGGCUUGGACAUCGAUGAGUUUAGACAAGCACUACAACAAACCACUGGCGCAGGUUUGGGAGAUCAUGAACUGGAAAUUGUUUUCAUGAAAGUUGACACUAAUUGUGAUGGUACCGUAGACUGGGAUGAAUAUCUGUCAUACAUGUUAAUGGAAUAUCGUGAAAAGGACAACAUGAAUGCCAUGCUUGCAGAAAAACCAUUUUCAGGUCAAAUAAAGGAGCUACAGACCUCACAAGCCUCUUAUUGUGAUGUGAUUAGUAGGGUUGAUUUUUACCCACAGCUAAGUAACAAAUAUGGUUAUGAUGUAGAUGCAAUCGAUUAUUCACAUGGCAGGUAUGUUAGUGUCAGCCAAGAGGGAGUAGUAAACUUCUGGACAUCAGAUAUGAAACAUCAGAAAUCUUGUAUCUUGGAGACCACACCUAAAGGGUCAACAUCCAAAUGGGUCACUGAUAUGGUCUGUAUGGCUAAUGUCAACUUGGUUGCAGUGUCCACCAUUGAGGAAGACAUUUCUUUCUAUGAUCUUGUCUCAGGUAAAACUGAAAAGCAUUUCAAGAUAACCUGCCUAGAACACACAGUCUUGUGCAUGCACUAUUGGUUUGACACCAGCAAUUUAAACAAUGCUGUGCUUUUGUGGGGGAACAACAAUGGAGAUGUUUGUAUAAUGGAAUUCAGCAACCUCAUAACUAAGGGAAUAUUUGGCAAAGGAAACAUGAAACAGAGACACUGUGUAGAAUUUCUAUACAUGUCCUUUUUAAAGGGUCGCAUUCCAGGAGUGAAGACAUAUCAGCUAUCUAACCUUCAUGCAAACUGGGUCCUGCAAGCCAAGUACAUCCCAGCUUUAGAGUUUUUCAUUUCAUGCUGUCAGGACGCAGACACAGCCAUGUACAUGGGGGAUUUCAGGGGGUCAAAGAUAACAUCCUACUUCAGAGUAAGAAAGGGAAUCCUAUGUUUUGAUUACUGUAAGACACUCAACAUCAUAGUCACAGGUGGUCUGGAUCACAUGGUGAGAGUGUGGAAUCCAUAUGUGACCAGCAAAUCCAUCAUGGUACUCAAAGGUCACUCCAAGGCUGUUACACAUGUGAUCAUUCAUGACGAGAAGGAGCAGGUGAUUAGCAUAGCCAAGGGCAAAACUAUCCGUGUAUAUGACCUCAAGGACCAGAGCUGCAAGCAGGUCAUCCCUAGUAGGAAUGUUCCUAUGGGACUACAUGACAUCUCCUCAGUGUACUUCAACUCUAAGACACAGUCUCUUGUGCUGGCUACUACACACCUGGCCAUCUUUGAAAGGAAGGAAGAUGAAGACAACUACCAUGAAAUUACAUCUCAUGAUGAGCCAGUUUGUGCUGCUCUCUACAACAAAUUAUUCCACCAAGUUGUCAGUGCAUGCAAUGCCUCAGUUGUAAGUGUCUGGGAUAUCAACGAUGGCACCAAGGUGAUCCAGUUUAUCAAUGCCCACAAGGUCGUAUGCGAUGGAGUGGAGACAGGGGUGGAAAUAACAGCUAUGACCUUUGACCCUACCUUGCGUCGUCUCAUCACAGGUGCUAGAGAUGGCACAGUUUCAAUUUGGAACUUUAACAAUGGUGCCUGUCUACGAACUCUUGAAACUUUCAGCAAUGUAGAGAUUAGUGGAAUAGUUUGUCCUAGACAGCGGAUAGUGAUCACAGGUUGGAACCGUCGAGUAAUCACAUACCUUGAUGAUCGAGAAGACGAAUCUUUCAAACAAUGGCCAGUUAAGCAUGCUGAUGAUAUACUGUCAGUAGCUUACUAUGACCCAAGCACCAUAGCCACAAGUUCCUAUGAUGGAGACAUCAUCAUUUGGUCUCUGGAAACAGGCCACAUGUACUGUCGCCUCAACGUAAAUGAUGGGGUGCUGCCUCGUUCACGCAGAAUAAAGCUAAAACGUACCAAGGAACUUACUGGUGAUAGAAGCAUGGUCAACAUGAAGGACUGGAUGACUUUUAACACAAGGCAGAAAUCGACCAUGUGUAUGUACAAAGAACAUCAAAGAGGAGCUAGUGGAAAGAGCGGAAGCCAAGUCAAUAAAGAUUUCACCCCCAGGAAGAGAAUCUGCAAUAAAUGCGAUGGAGAAAUCAUGAUGUGGGAAAGGAAAGGAGCUGCGGAGUGCGAUAAAGCAGAGAAGCUGUGCAUGUGUGAGAGGAAAGAGGCUCUCAUUGACAGUGAUGACUCUUCGAGUGAUGAUGAUAUCAAUGAGGGAGAGAUUAAGGUGACAGUUCCUUCUUCCAAGGAAAUACCUGUUAUCAAGGUUACCACAGCAGAUAGCUCAGACUCCGUAUAUCUUGCUCCUGCUACAAAAUUGUCACCAAGAGUGGCCUCUGUUGCUGAAAAGCAGCCAACCUGUCAACGGGUAGCCUCUCCCCAAAGGCAGAAAGUCAGACGCCCAUCAGUUGGUCAAGAGAAGUAUGAUGAAUAUCGCAAAAAACACGAGUCUUCUGUGGACAAACUACUGUUCCUUCAGAAUCGAGAACAUAAUCAAGAGACAGCAACUCUUAUAGCUUGUGGUGCUGAGGGCUGGGUUAGAGCGUGGUCAAUUCAUCACCAGGGGGGAUUACUGGGUCAGUUUAAUGCUGCUCACAAACCAGAUGAGGCAGUGCUAGCAAUGGCAACAGAUAGUCAAAAUGAAUAUCUCAUCACAGGGGACACAGCAGGAUACAUCAAAGUGUGGGAUAUCACAGAGUACUGCGUUAAGAGAACAAAAUGGAUGGAGUCAGAAGAGUGCAGACUUGCUACAGAGAAGAGGCGAGCAAAAUUUCCCUAUCUCAAAGAGAGCAAGGUACCAGCAAAUUUCAGGUUGCCCGAAAAACAGACAAAACCCCAGGGAGUUGUUCACCUGGCACCACCCCUCACAAGCAAUCCAGAGCAAACCCUGAAGAUGCCACCUCUACUGAAUUCAUUUAGAGGUCACUUGAAAGCAAUAACCAGUAUCGAUUUUGUCGAAGGCAAAGAUCUUCUUGUAACAGCUAGCUCUGACUGCACAGUGAGACUUUGGACACUCUGUGGACGGUUUGUUGGCACAUUUGGUCAAAAGAAUCCAUGGGACCUAAAGGCUUCUAUAACAGUCAAAGAUCUGCCAAGAAAUUUGCCCAAAGAUGUGAGGAGAGUGGCUUCAGCAUCCACUCUGAAAGUGUUGAAUGCAGGUUCCAGGCCACGUUGGACCUUGGCCAGGAACAUCAUCUUCUUUUGGUUCUCAAAGUCCAUGAGACAACACAUCCUUAUGAAAGACGCAAAGGCCCGUCCAAUGGAAAUUCAGUCUGAUACAUCUGUAGUAGAAGGUGUUGGCACCAGCAAAAUACUUGGGAAGUCUUAUAAACCCAAGCAACGCCAUCAUGCUCCUCACAAUGUGAAAAUUUCUCAAACUUCAAAUCAGGUGAGGGUUUACCAUUCAAUCCCGUUUACAGAUCUUGAGCCAGUCAAAGAAUUUGAAGUCCCACCAAUUGUUCAAGAAAUCAGAGAACGCAACAAGAGCAUGAUGUCCAACGAAAAGUCUUUUAGACCUCGAGCAAAGCGUUUGUUACAAGUUCAUAGAAUGCAUAAACUUCUGAAGGGAAAACCCAGAACCUCUCCAAUUCCAAAUGAAGAGAAUACAAGUGUUGGUUCAAAGCCACCAAACACAAAUAAUGAAAGGAAUAACAAGUCCAGUGCUGAGAAACAAAAAAGUUACAGACUUCCCAAGAUAAAUAGUGCAAUACCAGAAUAAUGUGCUUUGCCUUUGAAUUAAUGGAUAAAUAAACAUUUCAAAUUAAAAUCAAAGAGUGCAGCUUGCAAUAUUAAUUUUUAAAUAAUAAUAAAUCAAAUGGACCAAAGAUUCUUGUUUUGCUAAUGCAAAAUACUGGAGAACUUUUUUCAAGUGGUCAAAUUUGACCAAAAAACAAAAAAGAGGACCUAAAAAUCUACUUUAGAAAUUCAGUCAUUAAUAUGAAUACAUUUAUUGUUGUUUGACUUUCAAAGAUGUACAAAAUGGUCACAACUUAUACAGCAACUGUAAAAGUAACCAAUACCACACCAGCAUAUUACAGAGAUGUGUAAAAAGAUUUCUAUUUCCUAAAAGCAUUAUUUUUUUUCUAAUUUUUCUUGUAAACAUUUAAAUCCUACUUCACCAUUUUGCACCACAUGUAUACAAUGAAUUCCACAGAAAAUCAACUACAUUUUUUUAAAACAGCCUUUUAAAUAUGCAUGAAUUAAAAGAUAAGUAUUUUAAAGAUAUUAAAUCUUCCAUUUUCUCUAACAAAAUAAACUUCUGACAUUAAGAUGAAUUUCAUGUAUUGUCACCUAAACUCCAUAAACGCAUAAACUGGUAUUGUCAUGCUAUCUAUCUGGAAAAAUCGAUUGAAUUAAUAAUCUGUACAUCUCAAGAACCAAUGAAAAAUAUACAAUAUAUUUUUCAAAUAUGCCUACAAGGGUAUAAAUAGUUAUAUCUGAUAAUAUUUCUUGAUUAUACAAAAAUUUGAGAUCCUCAUUAAAAUUGAAAAAGUACCUCUGCAGAGA
Molecule: messenger RNA, 4790 nt
Organism: Lingula anatina
Lineage: Eukaryota; Metazoa; Brachiopoda; Lingulata; Lingulida; Lingulidae
Product: WD repeat-containing protein on Y chromosome-like
Molecular function (GO): calcium ion binding; protein binding
Source: RefSeq, a predicted model, not a curated record